Messenger RNA from Olea europaea var. sylvestris, 906 nucleotides. RefSeq names its product non-classical arabinogalactan protein 30. The coding region runs from base 213 to 752 and encodes 179 amino acids. NCBI's taxonomy places the organism in Eukaryota, Viridiplantae, Streptophyta, Magnoliopsida, Lamiales, Oleaceae. The record is from RefSeq and is a predicted model, not a curated record. The transcript has a single exon.
AUUGAAACAUAACAUGAAGGUGGCAAUCACGUUAGCAAUAUUUGGCAAAACAAAUUAUUCAAAUGCAGUAUUGUAGUAGCACCCACGUUAGGAUCUCCAAAACUCAAACCACACAAAUGCCACACCAGUAACCGUAUAUAUAGUACCAAAUACAAUACUCUAAACCACCAAACAAUCUUUCCAACUUCCUCAUCUUAAGGCCUUCCGAGAAGAUGGCGAGCAGCCGACUCAACAGCCUCGUUUCAUUUCUUGUCCUCUCAUUGGCUGUUUCCUCAACAACUGCACACGAAAAUGGCACAAACACACACAAACCAGUAGAGAAGCAUGUUGACGUUGUGGUAGAAGGAGUUGUCUACUGCCAGAGCUGUGAUCAGUAUGGAACAUGGCCUCUGACGGGAGCAGAGCCUAUUGAAUCAGCCACGGUUAGUAUCAUCUGCAAAGACCACAGAAACCGAGUCAGUUUCUAUAAGGCAUUCCAUACGGACAACAAUGGAUAUUUCUAUGCACAGCUUCUAGGAUUCAAGAAGAGCCAUGCUCUAUUGGAUCAUCCUCUUCACUCAUGCCACGUAAAAUUGGUAUCAUCACCACUUGAAAACUGCAAUCUUCUCUCCAAUAUCAAUUAUGGACUCUAUGGUGCUCCACUUCGUUAUGAAGAUAAGAAACUCAUAGGAACAAAUUACGAGGCUGUGAUAUAUGCUGCAGGCCCCUUGGCUUUCCGUCCAGCACAUUGUGCUCCCAAGGAACAACCAUGAGUUGAACACUAGCUCCCCUUAAACCUGAGGAAUAAUUACACUCUACAUUCAUUUUUCUACCAUUUACCUGAUUUGAUUCAGUGUUUUCAACUAAUAUUGAGCCUGUAAGCUGUGAAUCAUUUUAUAGUUUUAACUUCUUUUUUUGUUCUGUUAC